Messenger RNA from Suncus etruscus (white-toothed pygmy shrew), 5942 nucleotides. It is a transcript of the gene MTCL1, whose product is annotated as microtubule crosslinking factor 1. Bases 36 to 5813 code for a protein of 1925 amino acids. Gene Ontology annotation, molecular function: microtubule binding. NCBI's taxonomy places the organism in Eukaryota, Metazoa, Chordata, Mammalia, Eulipotyphla, Soricidae. The record is from RefSeq and is a predicted model, not a curated record. The transcript is spliced from 15 exons. Gene Ontology annotation, cellular component: lateral plasma membrane; apicolateral plasma membrane; midbody. Gene Ontology annotation, biological process: microtubule bundle formation; establishment or maintenance of epithelial cell apical/basal polarity; regulation of autophagy.
GCCGCCCUGAGCAUCCGCUGCCCGGGGCUCCGGCCAUGGAGACGCUGAACGGCCCCACGGGCGUCCCGGAGCCCAAGCCGCAGCCUCCCGGCCAGCAGCAGCACCACCGCCACCACCACCACCUGCACCCGCUGGCCGAGCGGAGGCGGCCGCACCGAGCGCCCUCGCCUGCCAGACCCUACCUCAAGGACCUGCCCGGACGGCCCGCGGCCGCCAGCACCCAUGCUUCCUCCGGCCGAGCCUCGGCGCCCGCCGCCCCGCGUUCGCCCAACCUCGCGGGCAAGGCGCCGUCCUCGCCCGGGCCCCCGGCCGCUCAGGGCCGCCUCUCCAGGCGCAGCGUUGGCGCUCCGGGCGCGAAGGACAAGCCGCCCCCGGGCGCCGGCGCCAGCGCCAGGGCAGCGGGGGGCACCAAGGCCGCUCCGGGCCCCAGGAAGGCGGCGCGCGCUGCGGCCAACGCCGAGCCGCUGUCCCGGGCGGGGAAGCCACCCGCCGCGCCGCCGCCGCCCGGGCUCGAGCUCGCCUCCGCCGCUGCCAAGGGCCGGAAAGCCAAACGGGGCGGCUCCGGGGCUCCGGGACUCCGCGCCGCAGCCGCUCCGGCUCCCGUCGCCAGGGUCCCUGCCGUGGUCCUCGCCGUCCCCUCGGCGCUCGGCUCCCCGGCGCCCGGCGCGCGCAUCAGCCACACGGACAGCAGCUCCGACCUCUCCGACUGCCCCUCCGAGCCGCUGUCGGACGAGCAGCGCCUCCUCCCCGCCGCCAGCAGCGACGCCGAGUCGGGGACGGGCUCCAGCGACCGGGAACCCCCGAGGGGACCCGCCUGCUUGAGCACCGCCGUGCUGGGAGCCCUCCCCGGCAGCCCCGAGCGCCCCUCGCUUCUCGCCGCGCCCCCCUUCCCCGCCUGCGUCUGUGCCGGCGUUUGGAGCAGCCUUGCUGGGGUCCCCUCCGGGCCCGGAGGGGCGGAGGAUGCCGAGGCCCGCGAACCCUCGGAGCGAUUGGGGCCGGGACCCCCGAAAGAGCCCAGUGCGAACGUGCAGCCCCGGCUAGUGCCGGCGGCCGAGGAGGAGGAACUGCUGCGGGAGAUGGAGGAGCUGCGCUCCGAGAACGACUAUCUCAAGGAUGAGCUGGAUGAACUUCGUGCUGAAAUGGAAGAGAUGAGGGACAGUUACCUGGAGGAAGAUGUUUACCAGCUGCAGGAGCUGCGUCGUGAACUGGACCGUGCUAAUAAGAACUGCCGAAUCCUGCAGUACCGCCUAAGGAAAGCAGAGCAGAAAAGCUUGAAAGUGGCCGAGACUGGACAGGUGGAUGGAGAGCUUAUUCGUAGCCUGGAGCAGGACCUGAAGGUAGCCAAGGAUGUUUCUGUCCGAUUGCACCAUGAACUUGAAACUGUGGAGGAAAAGCGUGCUAAAGCUGAAGAUGAAAACGAAACUCUCCGACAGCAGAUGAUUGAAGUGGAAAUAUCCAAACAGGCCCUCCAGAAUGAGUUGGAGAGACUAAAAGAGAGUUCCAUGAAAAGAAGAGGCAGCCGGGAAGUGUAUAAAGACAAGAAAACCUUCAAUCAGGAUGACAGUGCCGAUUUGAAGUGCCAGCUUCAGUUUGCCAAAGAGGAAGGUUCCCUGAUGCGCAAAAAGAUGGCCAAACUGGGGAAGGAGAAGGACGAGCUGGAACAGGAACUCCAGAAGUACAAGGCCCUCUAUGGGGAUGUGGACAGUCCACUGCCCACCGGCGAAGCAGGUGGGCCCCCAAGCACCAGGGAAGCCGAGCUGAAGUUGCGGCUGAAGUUGGUGGAGGAAGAAGCCAACAUCUUGGGCCGGAAGAUUGUGGAGUUGGAGGUGGAAAAUCGAGGCCUCAAAGCUGAGAUGGAGGACCUGCGAGGUCAGUAUGAAUGUGAAGGGCAUGGCCGGGAGCACAUGGCAAGUAUUCCUACCUCACCCUUUGGGGACUCCCUGGAGUCCUCCGCAGAGCUCCGUCGACACCUGCAGUUCAUGGAGGAAGAGGCUGAACUGCUCCGGAGAUCCAUAGCAGAGAUCGAAGAUCACAAUCGACAAUUGACCCACGAGCUGAGCAAGUUUAAAUUUGGUCCAGAGCCGGGCUGGCUGGGAGACAGCUUGGGCAAGGGCUCUGGGGUGGCACCCCUUCAGGAGGAGUUGAAGUCAGCUCACCUGCAGAUCAACGAACUCAGUGGAAAGGUGCUGAAGCUGCAGUAUGAGAACCGGGUGCUGCUGUCCAAUGUCCAGCGCUAUGACCUGGCGGCACACCUGGGCCUGCACGGCCCCAGUCCCCGGGACAGCGAUGCAGACAGUGAUGCUGGCAAGAAGGAGAGUGAUGGAGAGGAAGGCCGGGUGCCCCAGCCCAAGCGGGAAGGUCCUAUUGGUGGCGAGAGUGACUCAGAGGAGAUGUUAGAGAAGACAUCAGGGUUCAGCAGUGGCAAGCCAUCGGAGACCAGUGAGCCAUGUUCCAUGGAGCUCCUGAGGGCCAGGGAGGACUCCGAGCGCUUUGUGAGCAUCAAGCAUGAGGCUGAGCGGCUCGAGCGGAGUGUGGAGCGGCUCAUCACAGACACCGACGGGUUUAAUACUGAUGUGGGGCUUCAGGGCAAUGACACCCCCUCACCAGGGCCUGAUGCCCAUGGGGAAGGGGGCCAGGGUGAGGGGAACAAGAGUGAACCCCAGCUGCUUGGGACCAUCAACUCGAGGAUGAAGGCCUUCAGGAAAGAGCUCCGAGCCUUCUUGGAGCAAGUGAACCGGAUUGGGGAUGGUCUAUCCCCUCUGCCCCAGCUUACAGAAUCCUCCAGCUUUCUCUCCACCAUGACCUCGGUGUCCCGGGACUCUCCCAUCGGGAACCUAGGGAAGGAGCUGGUCCCGGACUUGCAGUCCAAACUGAGAGAUCAGCUGGAGUGGCAGCUGGCUUCAGAGCGAGGGGAUGAGCACCUGCAUCUGCGCGCCGCCUGGGAGCUGCACCGACGAGCUGAUGGGGAUUCUGGGAACUUCCGGCCAGGAGGCCAGAGCUGCUUUAGCCUAGAGAUGGAGGAGCACCUCUAUGCUCUGAAGUGGAAAGAAUUGGAAAUGCACAGCCUAGCUCUGCAGAGCACCCUCCACGAGCGAAGCUGGAGUGAUGAGAAGAAUCUGAUGCAACAAGAGCUCCGAUUCCUGAAGCAGAACAUCUUCCUUUUCUAUGUCAAACUCAGGUGGCUGCUAAAACAUUGGCGGCAAGGGAAAAGGAUGGAGGAUGAAGAAAAUUUGAAUGAGGGUGAGCAUCCAGAAACCAUUCCCAGGCUUUGGGAAGGAAGAGUUCAGGGGGACCACAAGGGGGAUGUUCCAGACCAAAAGGAUGAUGAUCCAGGCCUUGGAUUUCCAGGAGGGGAUCCUUCUCCUCACUACCCUGUACAGAUGGGUGAACACGGGUUACGGCUGCAGCCUGCAAUUGGGGGACAACUCCAUGGACAGAUGGUGGAAAGCCAGCAGCUGUUCAGCGCACUCGGGACCUUACUGGAGGAGUUGCGGACAGAACUGCGGGAGGACGAGCAUGCCCGGCUGAAACUGCAGCAGCAAUACGCCAAUGACAAGGCAGCCUGGGAUGUGGAGUGGGCCGUGCUCAAGUGCCGCCUGGAACAGCUGGAAGGGAAGACUGAAAAUAACCUGGGGGAACCAAGCUCCACCUUGGACAGUAAAGGAGCAUUCAAGAAAGAGAGAGAGACCCACCAGAAGCUACUGGCUGAUAGUCAUGGUGUGGUCAUGGACCUGCGCUGGCAGAUCCACCACAGUGAGAAGAACUGGAAUCGAGAGAAGGUAGAACUUCUUGACCGCCUCGACAGAGACAGGCAGGAUUGGGAGCAACAAAAGAAGGAACUUUUGUGGAAAAUAGAGCAGUUGCAGAAAGAAAAUAGCCCCCGGAGAAGUGGCACUUUCCUCUGUGACCAAAAAGAGGGCAACAUUCGCCCCUUUGCCCAACCAGGAAGUCCCCAAGUGCCCCAACCCAUGACAAUGUGGUCAUGUGCAGAUGCUGACUCCACCACAUUCGAAGACCAUCCCCUGUCCAAGCUGAAGGAAUCGGACAGAUGCUCUGCCCGGGAGAACCUCUACCUAGAUGCCCUUUCGUUGGAUGACGAUGAGCCAGAGCAGCUACCAGUGCGAGCACCGCACAUGGAGUUCAGGAACUGCCUCCCUGAGGAAGAAGAAAAUCACAAGGGAAAUCUUCAAAGAGCGGUGUCAGUGUCCUCCAUGUCUGAGUUCCAGCGCCUGAUGGAUGUUUCUCCAUUCCUGCCGGAGAAGGGCCGGCCAGCUGCCAGCAGCAAAGAGGACGUCACUCCACCCCUGUCACCCGACGAUCUCAAGUACAUAGAAGAAUUUAACCACAGGAGCUGGGACGAGAGACCCCUGGAGCCCUGGGCAGACAGGACCGAGGGAGGGCGGGAGGGGCAAGAGGGCAACGCACCUGAGCCUUUCACUGACUCCACCUGGUACCUCACCACAAGCGUCACCAUGACCACAGAUACCAUGACCAGCCCUGAACACUGCCAGAAACUGCCCCUGCGAAGCCAUGUUCGUACUGAGCCUUCGGGCUUGCGGGUGCUGCACAGCCCACCUGCCGUUCGCAGGGUGGACAGCAUUUCAGCCGGCUGCGAGGCCAAGGGACGCACAGAGCCCGACAGCCCAUUUCCUACGAGCAGGGCCCGAGGGGGCCUGGGGGAUGCCAAGGGAGGCCCAUCCGAACAUGUGCUCAGCAGGUGGCCCAGUGCCCCCUCUAGACAUCCAAGGGACUAUGUGGAGGGAGGGUUCCACUCCAUCGACGGUUCACUCUGCGCUCCCCUGGCCUUUGCCUCGCCUCUGCACAGCUUGGAGAUGUCCAAGAACAUGAGCGAUGACAUGAAGGAAGUGGCUUUCUCAGUCCGGAACUCCAUCUGCACGGGUCCCCCGCAGCCGCAGCUCAAGGACAUGGCCUGCCAGACCAACGUGUCCAGGAGCACAGGCACACAGACCACCCAGACCGUCAGCGUCGGCCUGCAGACCGAAGCCCUGCGUGGCAGCGCCGUCACCAGCAGCCCCCACAAGUGUCUCACUCCCAAGGCCGGAGGCGGUGCCACCCCUGCAUCGUCUCCUUCCCGCGGACUCAGGAGCAGGCAGGUGGCCCCCGCCAUCGAGAAGGUGCAGGCCAAGUUUGAGCGCACAUGCUGCUCCCCCAAGUAUGGCUCUCCAAAGCUGCAGCGCAAACCCGUCCCCAAAGCUGAGCAGCCCAUUGCAAGGACCUCCGUGGGGCUGGCCCAGAAAGGGUGCAGUGAGUCGGCCUGGGCGCGAUCCACCACCACGCGGGAGAGCCCGGUGCACACAGCCAUCACUGACGGCCUCUCCAGCCUCUUCAACAUCAUUGACCAUAGCCCCGUGGUCCAGGACCCCUUCCAGAAGGGCACUCGGGCCACCUGUCGUUCCCGCUCAGCAGAACCCCGGGCCGAACUUAACCCAGGCCCUGAGACAUGUCCCAGUUCCCGGGGUCGGUCACCCAGCCCCAUUGGGGUGGGCUCAGAGACGUGUAGAGAGGAGGGUGGGGAGGGCACACCCGUUCGGCAGGACUUGUCGGCGCCCCCAGGUUACACACUAGCUGAGAACGUGGCGCGCAUCCUCAACAAGAAGCUGUUGGAGCAUGCCUUAAAGGAGGAGCGGAGACCGAGCCUCCACGGCCCCCCGAGUUUGAGUCUUAACAGUGACAGCCACACAGAAACGGUUAAAGCUGAACCAGAGUCCAUGGAGAACCAAACUGUCUUACUAACCACCCCCUGGGGAUCUAGCCUGGCCUGCCUCACGCCGAACUACCUUGUUCCGCACUAGCUCCUUCCCUAGAACCCUGCUUCUCCAGGCCCGAAAGACCAGCAAACCGUCGACCUCCAUCCCGUUGGGCCCCACAUUCUCCCACUGCCUCACUGGCUCUGGUUCCUGGAGACCCAGCCUUAUUGGAGG